AUGCUUUUCACUAAGCUCCUCCUUCUAGUGGCUGCAGUUGCUACUGCUACACCAGUGGCUACACCAGCGGAAGACGACCCUCAUGGACUGAACCUCACGCCGGCGGAGAAGGAACUUAUGAAGGAUCCUUCGGCAUGGCAGUUAACAGAGAAUUCCAUCGCCGACCGCGUCCAGGAGCUGUCGCCUCGCCAGACUCCGGAGCCAUUUCCCAUUCCAACCAAUAGGUUUGAGGUUGGCUCAGGGGGGGGUAUUCGACUGUUCAGUACUUAA
Parastagonospora nodorum SN15 is the source of this 270-nucleotide messenger RNA. RefSeq lists its product as hypothetical. The transcript has a single exon. NCBI's taxonomy places the organism in Eukaryota, Fungi, Ascomycota, Dothideomycetes, Pleosporales, Phaeosphaeriaceae. Bases 1 to 270 code for a protein of 89 amino acids. The record is from RefSeq and is a predicted model, not a curated record.